Messenger RNA from Echinococcus granulosus, 1653 nucleotides. Its product is annotated as lim domain binding protein. Gene Ontology annotation, molecular function: FAD binding. Bases 1 to 1653 code for a protein of 550 amino acids. Lineage: Eukaryota; Metazoa; Platyhelminthes; Cestoda; Cyclophyllidea; Taeniidae. The record is from RefSeq and is a predicted model, not a curated record. The transcript has 5 exons.
AUGAAUGAGAUCGACAUAAACUAUCCUUUUGAUCCACUCCUUGUAGAACGUCUGGCAACGGAGCUGCAGUUACGCAUCGGCACGUUGCCCCGGGUUGAGGUCUACUAUCUCCAUCUGGAAGCUUAUGCUGGUGAUGUCCUACAAUGCUUGCGAGUUCAGCCGCGCUCUCUCUCCGAGAUCUCACGCACUGUUCGCGCUGCAAAGACAAUGAAGCUGACGGUGCGGGGAAUGGGACACGCAUCAGGAAAAGAAAAAGUCAUCUACGCCGACCGCUUCACUGUGAUUGUGGAUUGUUGCCAACUCGCAGACGAACCGAGGAUGGAGUUGGUAAACGUCCAUCGAGAUGGAGACGACAAGGACACACCGGGGUUGAAAGUACUCGCCGGUGUAACUAUAAACGAGCUCAUGGACUAUAUGAUCGACCAUAAGGUGGAGCUCUACCAGUCACCGGAUAUGAUUCCAGGCAUUGGGACAAUUGUGGGGAACAUUGUGACUGCCAGCCCUGGAGUCUACGCUCCGGUUUCAGGGGCUCUGGGAGGCUGUCUUGCUGACGAGGUGAUCGCUAUGCGGGUGGUUGACUCCUAUGGAAAUUUGGUGCAGUACUCGGACCCACACAAGUUAGAACAGUGCUGUGCCAAUAUGGGUACGCUUGGCGUGGUCUACGACGUCGUUCUGCGGUUCAGGGAAAUGACAUCCUCCUUGGUAGAAUAUGACUUUCAAACCUGGUGCAAAAUCAUUACUCAUGAGUCCCUUAAAUACUCCUUCCGGCAUAAUGAUCUUACGGAGCUUAUCUACGUGCCAUACAAUCACUUGCAACCGGAAGAGAGCCUUCGGAAGGACUGGAUGCCCUUUCAAGAUGAAGUGAUCGUUCGCUGGACCAAACGUCUACCCACAAUCUACUCGGAGGACCUAGACAGCGCACCUCGCCAUCGUUUCCACAUUAUCGAUCCAUUCACAGGUCCCGACCAACGUGAGAUUGUUUCCUACCCAGAACGAACUCCUCAUCUCUUGGGUCGGGCAUACCGUGUGUUGAAGUCGAAGCUGCGACAUGUCAGUCUGGAAUCUCAAUUCACGCCUUGGGCUAUGACCUGUCUCGCUCCACCACCUUCGCCUCUCCGGAUGAUUCGAUUUGCUAUCGAAACAAGCUGCUCCAUGGAUCCAUUCUUUAAGUUCAUAAAAACAUUACUGGAGGCCCUGAUGUAUAUGAUACGAAAUGAGGAGGGUGAGGAGGCUUGUCACGGGCUAAAUCUCUUCAUGCGCGUCAAUUUCACUGGAGGCAAUCGAAGCGCGAAGGUGAUGGGCACAGGCUCAUUAAACCCCACCGAGGCACCGGGUCGUCGGCUUAUCGUACACAUCACCUUUGCGCAUCUGAUGCGUUCCUGUAGCUCGGAGGAUUGGUGCGAUCUCGUCAGUCGUCUAACUAAUUUUACAUUCACCUUCAUCCCGCAAUCAACGCUGCACUGGAAAUCGGAGUGGUAUACACUUCAGAAGCUGAUCCAACAUAUUCAUGAGAAGACGGCUCCACGUACGGGUCCUCUGCGUUUCCAAAUGUGCCGCGCUGAUCGAGAAGCGUCGCCAGUCUUUCCUGGGGUUUUACCAACGCAUCACCCGGAGGCUAUGCCGCUGGGCGAAAGCAUAGAGGCAGAGCAUUAA